Molecule: messenger RNA, 840 nt
Organism: Eutrema salsugineum
Lineage: Eukaryota; Viridiplantae; Streptophyta; Magnoliopsida; Brassicales; Brassicaceae
Exons: 1
Coding region: 1-840 (279 amino acids)
Source: RefSeq, a predicted model, not a curated record
AUGGAGAAGUCGAAGGAUAUCCUCAAGAACUCGUACCUGGAAGAGGAUGAAGAUGAGAUUAUUGAGCUCUCUCAUGUAGACAACUCUCACCUCUUAGCCAGAUUCAGCAGAAGUCUUGUGGGUCGGAUGUUUAACCAAGAAAUCAGGAGCACUGAAGCUCUUAUUGCUUUUAUGCCAAGACAAAACAUUUGGGAUGUGGAAGGGAGAGUUCAUGGCAUAGAUCUGGGCAACUCCAGGUUUCAAUUUGACUUUGAUUCUGAAGCAGAUCUGCAAAAAGUUCUGAACAAAAGGCCUUGCCACUUCAACAAGUGGUCCUUCUCACUUGAGCGCUGGAUCCCUCAUGUAGGAGAAACUUUUCCAAGCAAUAUGACCUUUUGGAUUAGAGUUUCAGGCAUCCCAACUCACUUCUGGCUGGAGGAGAACUUCAGAACCAUUGGGAAAACGCUUGGAGAGGUGGUGGUGGUUGAUGCUAGAGCAGCCAGGGUUCAAGUUUCUAUCAAUGCCGAUGAACCUCUUAAGUUCAAGGCCCGAGCCAGACUGCAAACUGGUGAAGUUGUUAAGGUGGACUUGAAGUAUGAGAGAUUGGAUCGAUGGUGCCUUACGUGCAAACACAUAUCCCAUGAUGAGAAAACUUUUCCUCUACUGACUGAAGAACAAAGAAGAGAAAAGAUGUUAGAAAGGGAAGCUGAAAGAAACCUGCAACAAGUCGCUCGAGAAGAUCAAACCAGAGACACGGAUAUCCUCCAUCUUCGUCGCCAAGCCGGGCAAAUCUCGGUUCCUCUCCGUGAGAGAGCUCCUAUCUCCUAUUGGUCAAGAAAGGUUCUAUGCUUUAGGGCUUGA